Messenger RNA from Rotaria socialis, 927 nucleotides. NCBI's taxonomy places the organism in Eukaryota, Metazoa, Rotifera, Eurotatoria, Philodinida, Philodinidae. The record is from the annotation of a GenBank genome assembly.
AUGCCAAAACUGGCUAGACAAAAACGUCAUACACGUCAAUUGAAUUAUAGAAGAUCCAUAGAAAGUGGAGAUAUUGAUGAUAUUAAUUUUUCGAAUGGAUCUGUAUUAAAUGAUAUCAGUGAUCUUCUCACGUUUUGUAAAGAACAAAUUAACCCUCGUUUCAUCAGCGUACUUAUAUAUAUGUCUUUACGGCAUCUUGGUCAUACAUGGAGAGACGUCGACUCAUUUUUAACAUCAAUUGGUUGUACUACUAUAAAAACGUGUCACAAAUGGACCAAUAUUUUAGUGAACAAAGAUUUUAAUGAAUUCACAAUUGAUGAGAGAGGUGGGAAACGAGGUGAUUCGUUUUGGGAUUGUUAUCCAGAUUUAGAAUUAGAAGCAAAGCAAUUUGUUUAUCAAGAAUGUUCGAAAACAGAAGCAGCAUUUACCGUCGAAACGUUGGCAAGAUUUAUUGACCAACGUUUUUAUGAAUUAAAUAAUCUGAAGAAAAUCGAUCAACAAUUAGUAAGAUCAGUUGAAAGUUGUAGAUUAGACUUACGUCGAUUUGGUGUAAAAUUCACAGCAAAUUCAAGCCGGCCUUACUUUCUUGGACAUGAACGAGAAGAUGUGGUAAAACAUCGACAAGAAUUUGUCAAAUACUUUAUUGAGCGUGAACAACAUUUUUAUACAAUUACAAAUGAUGCUGUGCCACAGUGGAGAAUACCAACAACAGUACCAACAAUUUUGCUUUGCCAUGAUGAAAGUACAUACAAAUGUGGAGAAAUUACAGCUAAACGAUGGAUUAUGCCUGAUAAUGCGCCGUUUUACAACAAAGGCAGAGGAAGAAGCAUAAUGUGUUCGGAUGUAUUAGUAAUGCAUACAAGUGGACCAUUCUUUUCGUUAACCGAAAAAGAGUAUUCAGAGGCCUUGAAAACAUAUCCGAAUUAA